GCCUAUUUGUGCUUAAACACGUGUUAUAAUAAUUAUAAUUAUUAUGGAUCUUUUCUAUAUCCUUUUAGGGCUCUUUCUCCUCGUUGUCUUGGCCAUUUUUCUUUACCUCCUCUACUCUGGCCUCUUCUACACCUACACUAUUCGUUGUGCCAUCCCUGCUUCCAUCCCCAACAGAUUUGCGUACACCUUUUAUAUUGGACCAUAUCAGAAGAUUGGCUCAGCUUGUUGGCGUCUUUGCUCCAUCGUACCUCGUUCAACGAUAUUCGUUGUGUAUUAUGAUAAUCCGGACAAGGUAGCUAAAAAGGAUCAUGAUCAGUUACGUGCUGCUGUAUGCUGUCCUCUUCUCCCAGAGCCCAGCCCGUCCCUUGAGAGCCGAUUGAUGGACGAGGGCUAUAAGAUUGGAACCUUCCCCAACUGCACUAAAGCCCUCAUCACUGAGUUCCCCUACAGAACAUCAACCUCAAUAAUGAUUGCAGUCUCAAGAGUCUAUCCAUCUCUUGUGGAAUAUAUCAAGGAUUAUAAAUUGGAAGAUUCCUGUGGUCCGUGUAUUGAGGUGUAUAAAGACGAUUCAAUACAGUUUGUGUGGAUAUUGGAGCCAAAGGACGGCUUUGCUAUUCCUCAAUUGCCUCCUCCUCCUCCUCUCAUUGAAGAACCUCCUGCCUCCAAAGAAACAAAAAAGGAUCAAUGAAUUAAUUGACUGAGAAAUCACAACUUUCAUUUAAUCUCUCAUUUAUUGCUAGUAUUAUUAUGACUGCAUUCAUUUAUGUAUCAGGCCAUUAGUGUUUGGUUGUUUACAUGUGUUCAUGUCGUGAGUGUAUCCAAUUUGUCAGUUAACUAUCAUUCCUAAUUUUGCUGUGUUUUUGUGUACAAGUACAUCUCUCCCCAUCAUCCUACUAACAGUUACAGUUAUGCACACAUUAUGCUAUUGCUACUGUGAUUGUUGUGUGUGGUACGUGUGCUACAAUAUAUACUGUCUUGAGUUUAAAUAUCAUUUAUCAGUAUCAUUUAAAACUAA
Molecule: messenger RNA, 1015 nt
Organism: Amphimedon queenslandica
Lineage: Eukaryota; Metazoa; Porifera; Demospongiae; Haplosclerida; Niphatidae
Product: testis-expressed sequence 264 protein-like
Exons: 3
Coding region: 44-688 (214 amino acids)
Biological process (GO): protein-DNA covalent cross-linking repair; reticulophagy
Cellular component (GO): replication fork; endoplasmic reticulum membrane; nucleus
Source: RefSeq, a predicted model, not a curated record